This is a messenger RNA of Akanthomyces muscarius, 873 nucleotides long. RefSeq lists its product as uncharacterized. The record is from RefSeq and is a predicted model, not a curated record. The transcript is spliced from 10 exons. Gene Ontology annotation, molecular function: hydroxyacylglutathione hydrolase activity. NCBI's taxonomy places the organism in Eukaryota, Fungi, Ascomycota, Sordariomycetes, Hypocreales, Cordycipitaceae. The coding region runs from base 1 to 873 and encodes 290 amino acids.
AUGAACAGGCUUAUCCCGCGACGACCCUUUUUACGACAGAAUAUCGGGUACCUCUCUGCAGCUCUCGCUGUCUCUCGCGCCAUGCAUAUACAAUCGAUUCCCAUGUGGGUUGGCACCAGCAACAACUAUGCCUACCUCGUUGUCGACGAAAAAUCCAAGGAUGCCGUCAUCAUUGACCCGGCCAAUCCCCCCGAGGUCGCGCCGGUUCUGAAGGAUGCCACGGCCGCUGGCAAGAUUAACCUAACGAGCAUCGUCAACACUCACCACCACUGGGACCAUGCGGGCGGUAACAAGAAGCUGCUCGAGGAUCUCGGCAACCCCAAACUUAACAUCAUCGGCGGCAAAGACUGCGAAGGCGUCACCCAGACCCCGAAGCACGAGGAGGUCUUCAAGAUUGGCGAGAUUUCCGUCAAGGCUGUCCACACGCCCUGCCACACCCAGGACAGCAUCUGCUACUACAUGGAGGACAGCACGGGCAAGGCCGUCUUUACCGGCGACACGCUCUUCAUCAGUGGAUGCGGCCGGUUCUUUGAAGGCAAUGCCGCCGAGAUGCACGAGGCACUGAACAAGCGUCUGGCCGCCCUGCCGGAAGACACUGUGGUCUAUCCCGGUCACGAAUACACCAAGGCCAACGUCCAGUUUGCCAUUUCUGUUUUGCAGAGCGAGCCCGUCAAGGCACUGCAAGACUUUGCCGAGAACAACAAGGUCACCACGGGCAAAUUUACCAUUGGCGACGAAAAGAAACACAAUGUCUUUAUGCGCCUCGACGAUCCUGUCGUGCAAAAGGCCACUGGCGCAACCGAGCCCGUCGAGGUCAUGGCCCAGCUGCGCGAGAUGAAGAACAGCUUCAAGCCACCCGAGCCCAAAAUGUAG